AUGAAGUCUGUGCUAGAUAGUGUGGCUGACACCACCUUCCGGACUAUAACCUCUGGACUGCAGUACCUGGGCUCCAACGAUGCCAGCUAUGAUGACACCACCAUCAACGCUGACUUCACUAAGGGUGGAUUGUCUGUCCAGAAGCCUCUCUCUGAUUUCCGCAGUAACUCUUUCCCAGACAAGGUGGCUGGAGAUGAGGAACUCAUCCUCAAAGGCAUUCCAUUCUUCCCUACCAAUGCCACAGACCUGUUUGGCAACCGGAGUGGCUUUGGAGAUGAGGGAACCGGAAUCCAGUGUGGGGAGAACUUCAUGGACAUGGAAUGCUUCAUGAUCCUUACCCCUAGCCAGCAGCUGGCUGUGGCGGUGAUGUCACUCACCCUGGGCACCUUCACGGUGUUGGAGAACCUUAUCGUGCUGUGUGUGAUCCUCCAAUCCCGCACCCUGCGCUGCCGCCCCUCCUACCACUUCAUAGGCAGCCUGGCUGUAGCCGACCUGCUGGGCAGCGUCAUCUUCGUCUACAGCUUUCUGGACUUCCAUGUGUUCCACAGAAAGGACAGCCCCAAUGUGUUCCUCUUCAAGCUGGGUGGAGUCACCGCCUCGUUCACAGCCUCUGUGGGAAGCUUGUUUCUCACUGCUAUAGACCGCUACAUCUCCAUCCACAGGCCCAUGGCCUACAGGCGCAUCGUCACGCGGACCAAGGCUGUUAUCGCCUUCUGUGUGAUGUGGACUAUCUCCAUCGUCUUCGCAGUGCUCCCUCUGCUGGGCUGGAACUGCAAGCAGCUCAACUCGGUCUGCUCAGACAUCUUUCCGCUUAUCGAUAAGAAGUACCUGAUGUUCUGGAUCGGGGUGACCAGUGUGCUUGUCUUCUUCAUCAUCUACGCCUAUAUGUACAUCCUGUGGAAGGCCCACCACCACGCCGUGCGCAUGCUGAGCCGUACCUCCCAGAAGAGCCUGGUGGUGUACUCGGCGGAUGGGACUAAGGUGCAGACCAUGCGCCCUGAGCAGACACGAAUGGACAUCCGCCUGGCCAAGACACUGGUCCUCAUCCUGGUGGUGCUGGUCAUCUGCUGGGGCCCCGUGCUGGCCAUCAUGGUCUACGAUCUGUUCUGGAAGAUGGAUGACGAUAUUAAGACAGUGUUUGCUUUCGCCAGCAUGCUCUGUCUGCUCAACUCAACUGUCAACCCAGUCAUUUACGCCCUGAGGAGCAAGGACAUGCGACACGCCUUCCUCAGCUCGUGCCAGGCAUGCUGGGGCAGUGCCCAGCAGCUGGACAAUAGCCUGGAGUCUGACUGCCAGAGCAGGCACAUUGCUGCCAACAGGGCUGCAGAGAGCUGUGUGAAGGCCACUGUGAAAAUAGCCAAAGUGACCAUAUCUGUCUCCACUGAGACAUCUGCAGAAGCUGUCUAG
Coregonus sp. 'balchen' is the source of this 1407-nucleotide messenger RNA. Lineage: Eukaryota; Metazoa; Chordata; Actinopteri; Salmoniformes; Salmonidae. The record is from the annotation of a GenBank genome assembly.